CUCUCUCUCUCUCUCUAACUUUUUAAUGGUCCUCUCUCCCUCUCUAACUUUUUACUGGUCCUCUCUCUCUUGGCUGAGGAAUCCCUCUGUUUUCGAACCCAUCGCCUUCGCUUAAGAUUGCCCUCCCUCUCUCCUCUAAAGAAACAAAUCCGUAGAUUUAUCAUCAAGUCCAUUAACCCUUUCCUCCUUUCUCUCUCUUCUGAAAACAAAUCCAUCCAGUUUUCUUCAAAAUGAAUCAAAUCCUUUGACCCCUUCUCUCUCUGCUGUGGAAUCCCAUCUCUCUCCGUCUCUCUCACGUACACAGAAAACCCCCCAAAAUGGACGAUACAGAGGAUGAUGCGAGGUACCCACCGAACCCUUACCCCUUCAAUUUCCAAUCCUCAUCCUCUUUCCCUUCCUCCCAUCGCCCCAAACUUCCUCUUCGAAACCCUUCUCUCUCUACACCCAAUGGCCAUGCCCAUGGCCAUCGAUCUCUCCAUUCUCGCCACAACCAACAACUUCAUCAAGAAGAAGAAGAGUAUGAAGAGGAAGAAGAGGAGGAGGGGGAGGGGGAGGGGGAGGAUGAGGAGGAGGAGGAUCUAGAGAGAGAAACAGCAGAAGAAGACGAAGAUGAUGAACAAGAGGGAGAAGAAGACCACAAUGAGGAGAAAGAAGAAGAAGGUGACGAAGAGAGAGAAGCUGAGGAGAGAGAAGAACAUGAGGAAGAGGAUGAAGGGGAUGAGGUAGAGAGAGAAAAGGCCCAACCCCACCACCCCAUUAAAGAGGAAGAGGAGGAAGACCAUCAGCCGGAGAAGAGGCAGAGGCGUCAUGCCCACCCCGCUCAGAGGUUUGAAUUCGCAGCUCGAGCUUCACGCCCAAGCUCUGGUAAACCCCAACAACUUUCCGUCUCCUCACCAUUUGGUCGAGCUUCACAGGCGGACUGGUGUGAACACUCAACAAUGGUGUUAUUGGAAGCUUGGGGUGAGAGGUUUCUUCAACAUGGGCGCAAAAGCUUGCGCUCUGAUGAGUGGGCUGAGGUCUCGAAGAGGGUUUCGGCUUCCUCUGAAACUCCAAGAACUGAAGCCCAAUGUCGAAAUCGACUCGACACUCUGAAGAAGAAAUUUAAGAGAGAGAAACAAAGAAUCGCAGAGGCCAAGGCUUUAGGCCAUACUUCAUCUUCAAAAUGGCCCUAUUUCAAGAAGAUGGAUAGGCUCAUGUCCCAGGUCUCCUCUGCAACUCCUCAAGCCUCGCCUCAAGCACCUGCUCGAUUGGCUUGUGGGCUUGAUUCGGGCGAAUUCGUGUUUGGAAACCCCAGAAUUUGCUUGAAUCCACCUGGUGAUAGUCCAGAAAGCUCAGACUCUGGUUCAGGGGAUAGCCCACCUCCACUGCCAAAGAGGGCCAGGGUUUCAGAUUGGGGUUCGGAUGGCGGGUCAUUCAGGCUUUUAGCCGAUUCCAUUCAGAGGUUUGGAGAGAUAUAUGAGAAGAUCGAGAAUAGUAAGAGGCAGCAAAUGAUGGAGCUUGAGAGGAUGAGAAUGGACUUUCAGAGGGAGCUAGAGUUGCAGAAGAGGCACAUAAUGGAGAGAGCUCAGGCUGAGAUUGCAAAGAUGAGAGAGGAAGAGGAGGAGGAAGAAGAGGAUGAGGAUGAGGAGAUUGAUGUGUCGGUCACAAAUGGAUAUGAAGAGUCUACUGCACAAAGAGCAAACUGCGUUUGGGGGUUGUUUGUGAAUUUGGUUUAGAGAUGGUGAUGUUGCAUUAUUUUGCUUUCAUCCAAGAGUUGAAGGCCCCUCUUUGGGUAUGUAUAUUUAUGAUUAUGGGGAUCUGCCAAACCCAUAUUUGUAUCUCUCUCUCUCUCACACACACACAUUUCUUUCCAAGGCAGAGUUCGGAAUCCCAGUCCUGAUCCUGAACUUAGUCACGUUGUCAGGGUUGACUUGAGACUGAUCAUGUCGAACUGAGAACUUUUCACAGUUGAGAGAAAUUUUUUUGGUUUAGAAAA
Molecule: messenger RNA, 1975 nt
Organism: Amborella trichopoda
Lineage: Eukaryota; Viridiplantae; Streptophyta; Magnoliopsida; Amborellales; Amborellaceae
Product: Alcohol dehydrogenase transcription factor Myb/SANT-like family protein
Cellular component (GO): nucleus
Molecular function (GO): transcription cis-regulatory region binding
Source: RefSeq, a predicted model, not a curated record